CAGUCGAGACACCAACCCGGCGUCAUUUUUAGCUACUUUCCCGACGUGGUAAUGUUUGCCUUGUUCCUGUUGCCGUUUGAGAAGCUCAAGCUUGUGGUUGAAACCAAGUGCUCGUCAGCCAUCCCCGUCCUGCUGUGCUCCAUCAUAUUCGUGAACAGCGGUCUGUGGCUCAUCAGCGGGAUAGUCGACGACGACCUCUUCAUUGUGGUGCUGAAUGCCGUGGGCGUCUUGCUGGCUGCUAUCCAGAUAACGCUAUACUCCAUAUACCGCCCAGGUAGAACGGUGUCAGCGGCAGACACGGGCGAGCUU
Molecule: messenger RNA, 309 nt
Organism: Phytophthora sojae
Lineage: Eukaryota; Oomycota; Peronosporomycetes; Peronosporales; Peronosporaceae
Exons: 1
Biological process (GO): carbohydrate transport
Cellular component (GO): membrane
Molecular function (GO): sugar transmembrane transporter activity
Source: RefSeq, a predicted model, not a curated record